AUGACGGUCAAAGACAGUGGAUCCGGUGAGCCCAUUGCAAUUGUUGGAAUUGGGUGCCACAUGCCGGGAGGUGUUCGGGAUAUUCCAGCCCUGUGGGAGUUCCUCAGAGAGCAAAAAGAUGUGCACCGUGAAUUUGAGGAACCACGAUUCCCCGCCAAAGGUUUUUAUCAUCCAAACCGCGAGCGGCCAGGUACUGCCGUCGCCAGUGGUGGCUUCGUCCUCGAUGAGGAUCCACGUCUGUUUGACCCGGCGUUCUUUGGGAUCACAGACCUCGAGGCAGAGACCAUGGACGCCUCGCAACGCAAACUUCUCGAGGUCACGUACGAGGCUUUUGAAAACGCUGGAGACACCUGGGAGACUGUGUCCGGUUCCCGCAUGGGAGUCUUCGUAGGUGACCUUAACCUGGACAAUUACGUAUCUCAGACGCGCGACUGGGAUUACGGAGGCAAAUACUCGGCCACCGGUGCCUUUCCGAACAUGCUGGCCAACAGGAUUCACUACGUCUUCAACCUUAAGGGUCCAAGCCUCCUAGUGAAUAGCGCAUGCACUUCUGCGAUGUAUGCUCUGCACUUGGCAGUUACGGCGAUUAGAAACGGUGAUUGUGACUCGGCUAUUGUCGCAGGGUGCAACUGGAUCAUGGACCCCAAUAUUCACCUCUCAAUGAGUAAACUAGGGGCCUUGUCCGCAAGUUCUCGGAGUCAUGCCUUUGAUGCUUCUGCUGACGGCUACGCUCGUGGUGAGGGCUUCGCAGCUCUGUAUCUGAAGCCGGUUUCCCGUGCAGUCCUAGACAAGUCUCCUGUCCGCGGCGUCAUCAUGGGUACCGCCGUCAAUGCCAAUGGCCGUACCAACGGAGUUACCAACCCAAGCGGCCCCGCGCAGGAAAUUGUCAUACGGGCAGCGUACAAGAAUGCAGGUGAUCUAGACCCUUCAGAAACAAUGCUUCUCGAAUGCCAUGGGACCGGCACGCGCGUGGGUGAUCCAACUGAGGUGAAGGCUGCGGGCAAUGUCUUUGGGCCCGGAAGAUCUAGCAACUAUGCCGACCGCUUGAUGGUUGGAUCGGUCAAAACAAACGUUGGCCACUUGGAAGGUGCAUGUGCACUACCAGGUAUUCUCAAGGUUGUGGCGGCUCUCGAAAAUGGCGAGAUCCCUCCUACUCUUCACAUAAAGACGCCAAAUCCACUCAUCGAUUUCGACACAGCCAAGGCCCGGGUUGUAACUGAUGUUGAACCAUGGCCUCAAGCCAAAGUGAAACGCGCCAGUGUCACUUCCGCCGGGUUUGGUGGAACCAACGGCCACUGCGUUAUAGAUCAUGUGAACAAUGUUCUUCCCAACUAUAUCAAGCCCGGUGUCAUCAAAAAACACAUCAACGAGGCGAAAGGCACCAAUGGGACCAAUGGAGCCCACGGCGCCAACGGAAUCAACGGGACCAACGGGCUCAACGGGCUCAACGGGGUCAAUGGGGUCAACGGAACCAACGGAAGCAAUGGUCACGGCAUGAAUGGAAAUGUCUUCGCAGUUGAAACCCCGCACUAUUUCCCUGUAGUUGAUGAGCCGACCUUGAUCAGGAAGUCUGAUGCAGCCACUCGUCAGCUUGUGGUUCUUCCUUUCUCAGCACACAAUCCUGCUUCACUUAAAGCGAACCUGCAAGCACUGUCAAACGUAGUCCACCAGCAUUCGCUUGCUGACGUGGCCUACACCCUCUCCAAUAAGCGUUCACGCUUUACCCACCGAGCCUUUGCUAUUGUCGACAGAGACCAAGUAGCUCAAAAAGGUCUGAGCCUCAAUGAGGAGCCGCGGAUUUUUUCCUCACCUCAACAUGUCCGCACCGCAUUUGUAUUUACCGGACAGGGUGCUCAGUGGCAUGGAAUGGGAGCACAGCUUUUUGAGUACGCCGUUUUCCGCAAAUCAAUCUCAUAUCUGGACUACGUCCUCUCUCUCUUGCCAACACCUCCUGAAUGGAAGAUUGCGGAUAUUCUCUCUGGAUCUGAACUGUAUGACCACCGGUUUAUUCAGACACCUGCCGUCUCGCAGACUGUGUGUUCUGGACUGCAGAUUGGUCUUGUUGACCUUCUCGCUUCGUGGUCGGUUCGUCCUGCCGGCGUGGUGGGACACUCCUCUGGAGAAAUGGCCGCUGCGUAUGCAGCCGGCCGCCUGACUGCUGCUGAAGCGAUCACGGCUGCAUAUUACCGUGGUUAUGCUGUUUCUUCCAACACGGCGAAAGGAGCCAUGAUAGCGGUAGGGCUUGGCCAUAAAAAGGGGCAAGAGUAUAUUACAAGUGCUGGUUUGGAUGGCCAAGUCAAAGUUGCAGCGAUUAACUCCCCAGACAGCAUUACAAUGUCCGGGGAUGUUGAAGCUAUCGAGAAACUGGCCUCUAAGCUCACUACAGAAGGCAUAUUCAACAGAUUGCUGAAGACAGGUGGUCUUGCCUAUCACUCUCACCACAUGCUUGCAUUGGGUGACUAUUACGCUAAGCUGCUUGAUGAUGGGUUCAUGAGCCUGAAAGAGCUUAUAUCUACGGCUGGCAAAUACCACCAGAUUCCAUGGGUGUCAUCAGUCACGCCGAACAAAAAGAUGCCCGGAGAUCACGUGGCAGAGUCUUAUUGGAGGGCAAACUUGGAAUCCCCGGUAUGCUUUUCUGAGGCUGCGUCCAAGUUACUUGACACAGCGGACUUGAACAUCGGCUCAGUAAUAGAAAUUGGUCCGCAUACGGCGCUCAAGAACCCCCUGGGACAGAUCAUCAAGGCACUGAAUAAGAACAUUCCAUAUGUCGCAUCCGUAAAGAGGGGCGAAGAUGCUCACAGAUCGAUGGUUGAACUCGCGGGAACACUAUUUUCCAUCAACACCGAUGUGAAUCUAGCUGCGGUCAAUUCCGUUGAUGAGGAUGGUGCACUAGCACAUGGUUGCAUGGCCAUCGAUCUCCCUCCGUACAAGUAUACCUAUGGGCCUAUCAAUUACCUUGAGAGUCGACUGAGCAAAGAAUACCGUCUCCGCAAGGUCCCUCGCCACGAUCUUCUGGGUAGCAAGGUGGCCGGAACUACAAGACUUCGUCCGCAAUGGCGCAACUUUCUACGCAUAAAGGAUCUCCCUUGGCUUGAUGACCACCGCGUCCCACCACACGUCCUACACCCGGGAGCCGCGCAUGUUGUCAUGGCAAUGGUAGCUGCUGAGCAUUCUUAUUUAGAGUUUCCCGACGCUCUCCCUAUUGUAGGGUUUACCCUCCGCAACCUCUCGAUUAAAAAGACGCUCGUCGUUCCCCAGGACGAUUAUGGUGUCGAAAUUGUGAUGAGCAUGGAGCUUGACGACAGUGCAACAGCCAAGACGCCAGGUUGGUCGAGCUUCUCUGUUUCCUCUGUAGUUCGAGAUACAGAUCAAUGGACGGAGCAUUGCUCUGGUCUCGUGAAGGUCGAGGUUGCUUCUUUUGAGCUACCCACCCUAGUAGACUCGACCAACAUGGAUGGACGGGCCGUAAAUGCCCAAUCCUGGUACACACGUUUCUCUAACAUGGGGCUCCAUUUCGGUCCAUCGUUCCAAGGUUACUCGGACAUUCGUGCGGAUCCAGCGAUCAAUGUCGCAUCGGCGAAGUUGGCUUUGAAUACGACUGCAGGGCUAUUCCCUGGCGGCGAAUCGAGCUAUCCCAUCCAUCCAGCAUCAUUUGAUCUCCUCGUACGCCUUGGGCUCAUGGCCUGUAAUGGCGGCCAGGCUGAUACUCUCAGUGUGCAACUCCCUAUCCAUUUGGAUGAGAUGCGCUUCAAGCAUGGGUUCCUGGAUGGUCGUGACUGGGUAAGGGGCAUCUCCAGGGCAGAGAAACGUGGACUGCGCAGCGCCUACGGCGACCUACAGAUGAUGGACGAAAGCGGCAACGUAUUUCUAUCUGUACAAAACAUGAAGUUCACCAAUUUGAACAACGAUUUCGGCGACGCGGCUCUUUCCGCCAAGGCUUAUUCUAGCCCAUUCACUCGCCUUACUUGGAGGCCAGAUAUCCGUGCCAUGAGCAAGGGCCAACGCCUUGUGUUGUUACCUCCCACCCCAGAAGAGGUCACCAAGCCGUUCCCUCAACUAUCCAAGAUAUUUAGCCUCAUUGGCCACGCCAACCCUAAUAUACGUGUUCUGCAGCUCAAUAGUGGCAGUGACAUAGGGGCGUCUUCAGCGGUUCUGAAGACAUUAACAGGCCCUAAUGGGAUCAAAGCAUACCAAAAAUACGCCAUAACCGACCCUUCCCCUGUUGAAUUUACAUCCCUACGCGAGCUGACGUCCGAGUACCAAGAUAUAAACUAUUUUGCCCUAGACAUUCAGAAGGACCCGCUACAGCAGGGAGCGCAGCAAGGUGCAUACGACGUUAUUCUGUGGCCAAAUGCGGUAGAUGCCUCUGAGAGUAGUUACGAAGCUUUGGAACACUGCAAGGCGCUUCUUAAACCUGGUGGCACAUUAGUUCUAGUGGAUAUCAGCGGAGCAGAUUCGGAUGCCAAGUCAUGGAAUCCGGCGUUGGAACAAACCGGAUUCGAGGCCGGUACAGAGCUUGCAGAGACGUUCUCACUUGAUACGAACCACCAUGGCACUGUCAUACUCACUACCGCCAUUGAUAAGGACAAGGAGGUCAAUAAAGGCAGUCCAGUUGUACACCUCCUUCACGGUGCUAACGGCGCACCCACGCUUCUCGCCCACUUGGCUCAGGCCCUGGAGAAGCGCGGUCUCUCCACCAAAACAUUUCCACUUGACGAGGCGCGAGAGACAGUAGCUCCUAACUCUCGUGUGGUGGCAUUUCUUGAAGGAGAAAACCUCUUACUCGACGCCGAUCAGAACCGAAUCAGCCUAUUCCAACACCUCGCGGCGAACACUGCCACAAUGGUCUGGGUUACGUCGUGCGGCCUGCCUAAGGCCGUGAAUCCCGAUGGGGCAUUCAUCACUGGACUAUUGCGGACUCUGGGAACCGAGAAUCCCUCCGCUCAAUUCCUUUCUGUUGACCUAGAUGCCAAUAACUUUGAGGUCGGCGAUGACGAAGUUCAUGAACUGGUCCGCUGCAUCAUUGAUGAAGAGGCAGCACUGCAAGGGCUUGGGGACAGCGUUGAGUGUGAGGUGAACCGCGACUGUGCCUGGCAAAAUGGCUGCUUGUGGGUGAGUCGGGUCGUGCCCGAUGAGGCUCUACAAGAGUAUGCAGAGCCAACAUUUACGCCGAGCGACAAAGAUAUGGAGUUGAAGGUAAUGGACAGCCAAGGGCCCGUUCGUGCAGUAUUUGGGACACCGGGCAUUCUGGUGCGUACCCAUGACCCACAGGGAACGACUUUUCCCUGGCCCCUUUCACUGAGAGAGCAAUUGCUAACAGCCAGACAUGUAAAGACUUCACUGUAUUUCCGAACCUAUACAGAGCUCUGGCAACCUCUGCCAAAGGAUUGGAUCGAGAUUAAGGUAGAGGCAGUGGGCCUCAACUGGAAGGAUCUUGGUCUGUGUUCCGGCCGCUUUGAUCAGAAUAACCUCUCAAAUGAGUACGUUGGCAUCGUCACGCAGAAAGGUCCGAACGUAGCCCAUGUCGCCGUAGGCGAUCGAGUCUACGGAAUGGGUAAGGGCCACUUUGGAAACUAUACGCGUGUUCCGGCAAUCAUCGCGCAGAAGCUUGGCCCAGAAAUCGACCCAAUCGAGGCCGCUACCAUGCCUCUGGUCUAUAUGACGGCUGUCUAUGCCCUUGAACAUGUCACCCGAGUGAAGAGGGGCCAGAGGGUACUGAUCCAGUCCGGGUCUGGAGGUCUUGGUAUUGCCGCCAUCCAACUUGCGCGCUCCAAGGGUGCCGACGUCUUUGCUACUGUCGGCACUGCAGAUAAAGCCCGUUUCCUGGCCGAGGAAUUGGGUGUUCCUUCUAGCCGUAUCUUUUCAUCCCGCGAUAUUGCAGACCUGCCACGCAUGGUUACCGCCACGAAUAACAAUGGUUUCGAUGUAAUCCUCAGCACGUCUCAGGGUGACCUACUCUUCGAAUCUAUAAGAGCGCUGGCACCUAUGGGUACUCUCGUUGAUGUCGGCCGCUUGGAUGUUACAAAUUCUAAGACUAUAGCCCUAGAGCUCUUCCAAAAGAGCGCGGGAUUUGUGUCGUUCGAUCUUAGUAUCGUGGUGGACCGCAAUCCUGCGCUUGGUGGAGAGCUGAUGCGUGCGGUGGAUGAUUAUCGCCGUGCUGGACACAUCCAUCCUAUAAAGCCAUAUACAGUUAUGGACAUUUCUCAACUCGACCAAGCAUUGCUCCGGUUCUCCAAAGGCACGCACAUUGGGAAAAUGGUGAUAUCAUACCAGAGGCCCGAUUCUAUGGUCAAAGUGCAGCAAUCGGUGCCGGCUGCCAAAUUUGACCCUCAGUCACGCUAUGUGCUUGUGGGUGGUCUAACUGGGCUUGGUCGAGCCAUUGUUAGGUGGAUGAGUGACCGUGGCGCGCGAGACUUAAUGAUCUGGUCGAGAAGCGGUGCCAAAAACCUAAGUGCGGAGUCUAUUGCUUUGAUAGAUGGACUGGCCGCUAAAGGUGUACGCGUCCGACCGAUCUCCUGUGACGUGAGCAAUCGAGAACAGGUUCUCCAGGCUAUGAAGGAAGCGAACGACGGCCGCGAGGUACGCGGUGUCUUCAACUUUGCCGUUGCGUAUCACGAUAUCUCGUUUGAUAAGAUGACAGCAGAGCAAUUUCACGCGGGCAUGGCAGCCAAGGUCAUCGGAAACAAACACCUUCACGAAGCAACUGCGUCUUUGCCCCUCGAUUUCUUUGUUAUGAUCUCAACCUUCGGUACCUUCUUCGCUUUCCCUACGCAGAGCACUUACCUGGCGGCCAAUAACUACAUGGAUUACUUUGCACGGUACCGCCACCGGCUGGGGCUGCCGGCCACGACGGUGGCCAUUGGUCUGAUCAGCGACGUGGGACCGCUGACACAGGGCACCAUCACUUCCAAUCUGUUUGUGCGUGCCAAGGGUCAAACAGUCACGGCAGCGCAGCUCUUGAGACUAUUGGAGCCGGCCUUUGAGAGUAAGAGGGCCCGUGACAGGUCGCAAAAACACUGGCUUGGGUACUCUGAAGAUCCUCUGUCCGAAGCAAACAUCUUCACGUGUGUCGACCCUGCUGUCGGAGCCAAGAUAAAGCUGGAUGAGGUUCAGGCCAAAAAGGCGUCGGCCACCGACGUGCCUCGCUGGCACCGCGAUCCGCGGGUUUCAAUGAUGAUGCGUGCGACGGAUGAUGCAUAUCGCUACCAGAGCGGGGAGGGUGGUGCCAGGGGUGCCCAAGGGCACGAUGACGCGAGUGACAUGUCGCCAGCAGCACAGCUGCGGAGGCAGUUCGACCUUGCUACCAGCAAGAUCAGAUUGAAUGCCGCAGAUGGGGGGGAUAGCAAGGAGCUCCACACUGAACUCGUAGAGCUCGUGACACAGGGCAUCAAGGCGUCUGUGGCUGAGAUGCUGUUCCUGGACCCUUCGGCCGUCAACGCGGCGAGUGGAGUAGCAGAGCAGGGCAUUGACAGUUUGCUGGCUGCUGAGUUUCGGAAUUGGCUGACGGUGGCAUUUGCUAAGAACAUUAGCAUGCUCGACCUUAUGGAUGCGAGGAACACGAUCAACGCACUCGCACUCGACAUUGUUGACAAUGCAGUUGCUAGGUAG
Molecule: messenger RNA, 7608 nt
Organism: Neoarthrinium moseri
Lineage: Eukaryota; Fungi; Ascomycota; Sordariomycetes; Amphisphaeriales; Apiosporaceae
Exons: 6
Coding region: 1-7608 (2535 amino acids)
Biological process (GO): secondary metabolite biosynthetic process; fatty acid biosynthetic process
Molecular function (GO): 3-oxoacyl-[acyl-carrier-protein] synthase activity; oxidoreductase activity; zinc ion binding
Source: RefSeq, a predicted model, not a curated record